UUUGUUCUGAUUUCUGCAAGCGCCGAGAAGAAAACUGUUUUUCUAGUUUAUAGCUAAAAUUAAUAUUUUAAUGAAAUCUAAAUAGGAUCAUUAUUUCAUAUUCAUUUACGACAGUAAUAGCCAGUAUUUAAUAUAGUAUAUGUGUUAAGAAGUCAUAUAAUGUGUUGAACCAUGGGUGGUGGAGACUUGGUAUUUUUUUACACACUAUAUUAUAAUACAAAAAAAGCUUGGCAUCCCAGUACAUUGAAAAAUCAAGAACGAGUAUGGAAGGCGGAACAGGCCGCGGCCGCGGAGCAGAAACGAAUUUUGGAGUUGCAAAGAGAACGAGCCCAGGAGAGAGAUCGCGAAGAUUUGAACAAACUGGCAAGACAAAAUUCUGAUGUGAUAGCGGGAACCAGCGAUAAUCGGUUGUCUUGGAUGUAUGAUCAAAAACCUGACAAAAGAAUUCAGCAAGAAGAUUAUCUGCUGGGUAAAGCUAUAGACAAAAAUUAUGAUAAUGCUGGAAAAUGUGACCAAAAUGAAAUCCCAGCAGUUUCACGUAGAGUUGUUGGGUCGAGCAUGAUCACAACAGGAGGUGAUACUCAAGUGGAUUUAACACGAAAGCUUCGCGAAGAUCCUUUAUUGUUGGUCAAGGAAAGAGAGAGGGCCGCAAGGGCUGCUUUAUUGAACAAUCCAGUUCAACGAAAGAAACUUACAGAGUUAUUAAGAAAAGAGCAGGAACAGAAAAAUCAACUGAAAUCUGAAAAGAAAUCAAAAAAGAAAAAGAAAGACCUAGAUGAUUUGCUGGCAGCAAAACUAAGUGCAUUGGGUGGUGAGAAAGGUAUGAACAUUGCAAAAUUACUUGAAUCCUCAAAUGACUCAGAAUCAGACAGUUCUUCAGAAGAAGAGAAAUCCAAGAAGAAAAAGAAAAAGAAGAAAAGCAAAUCCAAAAAGCGCAAACGUAAUGUUGAUUCUGAAUCACCAGUCAAAAGUAAAAAAUCUAAAAAAUCCAAGUCGUCAAGUAAAAAACAUGAUGAUGAGGAUAAUGCUAGUGAAACAGAAGCAUCUCGAAACAGAAAAUCUGAAUUUAAAAAACACAAGAAAUGUCUACCAACAAAUACAAAAACUAAUAGAGAUGAUAGAUAUGACAGUGAUGAUGACAAGUCUUUUCAUAAAGAGGAGAGGAGAGAUCAUUCUUAUCAUAGUAAGAGCUCAGAAAAGCAGCAGAGGGGUAGAGAAUCCAGCUCCAAUCGAAAAGAAAGACACAAAAUGAGAUGUAGUGAAUCAAGCUCAGAUGAAAAAGGAAGAACUGAACAAAGACAUUUUAGUGAAUCAAUCCCUGAUCGACAAAGAAAAGAAAAACAGCAAAUAGGACAUGGUGAAUCAAGCAUUAAUCGAAAAGAAGCAGCAAAAAGGGGAAUAAAUUCGGAAAUUCGAAAGGCAGGGGACAGGGUAGAAUAUAGACCAGAAAAGAAAAGGUCAGGUCUCAGUGAAGAGGAGAUAAAUGCAAGACUAGCUGCUAUGGCUGCUGCUGGAGCUGAACGAGAGGUUCAACGAGGUCGACGAGUAGCCGCCCAGUUGGCAGAAAACGCAGCUGCAGAGAAGUCUGUACCCCGUCAUUCAUCGCGCAAUGAAGCGCGCGUGUUACCAGAUUCACUUGAAAGCAGAAUUCAUUCAAAUAGACACUAUAUUCAACGUGAUCAGCGGCACAUGAAUGAGCAUUUUGCUAGACGAUGAAAAUUAAAAAUCACGUACUUAAUCACGUACUAAAGGAAUAAAAAUAAAAAUCUCGAUU
Molecule: messenger RNA, 1774 nt
Organism: Pararge aegeria (speckled wood butterfly)
Lineage: Eukaryota; Metazoa; Arthropoda; Insecta; Lepidoptera; Nymphalidae
Gene: Cwc25
Product: pre-mRNA-splicing factor CWC25 homolog
Exons: 4
Coding region: 172-1716 (514 amino acids)
Biological process (GO): mRNA splicing, via spliceosome
Cellular component (GO): U2-type spliceosomal complex
Source: RefSeq, a predicted model, not a curated record